AUGGACUAACAAACCGUAAUUAUAACUGUUAGUUCAGAAUAUAAUGAAGACAUAAGGUCAAUAAUUUCUUUAUAUUUUAGCGAAGAUGGUUCAUAAACAGUUGAAAGUGAGGAGAGAUAAGAAAAUUAAAUAUUUGAUACUAAUAUUGUCUAAUUUAUCAAUGAUGAGUAAUUUGAAUUCUAAUUUUUAUAAGUUAAUUAAUCAUGCAGUAAUAAUGAUGUACAUAUUAAAGUUCAAGAGGAGAUAAAGGAUUUAUAACAAUAAUAAUGUAAUUAAGCCUUAAACGAUGUGUAAGAGUUUGUUAGAAACAACUGUUAAAAAGCAUAUGAAAUGAUAGAAUAUAUACAAAAAAAUAAAAAUUUAGAUAAACAAUAAGAAAUUAUUAUGGAGUUUUAUAGAGACAUAUAUUUUGUACUAGAAAUGUCGAAUUCGAAUGUCUUGCCGAAAGGUUUGAUUGACGAAUUGGAGAAAAAAUUACAUGCAACAAUUACCUUUAGUUUAUUCAAUAUUGAAUGA
Molecule: messenger RNA, 516 nt
Organism: Paramecium tetraurelia
Lineage: Eukaryota; Ciliophora; Oligohymenophorea; Peniculida; Parameciidae
Exons: 1
Source: RefSeq, a predicted model, not a curated record